Molecule: messenger RNA, 1615 nt
Organism: Benincasa hispida (wax gourd)
Lineage: Eukaryota; Viridiplantae; Streptophyta; Magnoliopsida; Cucurbitales; Cucurbitaceae
Source: RefSeq, a predicted model, not a curated record
UUUAUGUUAAUUUGACCUAAGCAAAAGGUAGACUUGAAUAUGAUUUGCAUUUACUUGACUAAAAAGAAAUUAGGGGGAAGUUGUUUGAGUGUAAGAAAGUCUUCAUUCUUUUGUGAGAAAACCCAAGCACAGUCCGGCGGCGGAAAAAGGGUGGGAAAAUGGGAAAGCGAGACAAGAAGCAGAAGCAUCACGAUGGACAUUCUCGUCGAAGGGAUUUCAAGUUUACUUCAGAAGGAGAAGUUAUGGAAGAUGGUGAUUUCAACAGCUAUCCCCUUCCCUCACCUUCUGCCAGAGAACUAGAAGAAGACGAAGAAGAAGUUGAAGAGGAAGAGGAGGAACAAGAAACAACCAACGAGAGCUCAUCAAUGGGUAUUCCUUCGAAGUUUCAACUCUAUCAACAAUCUGUUCAGUCGCCCAAAGGAGACAUAAGCUAUUUGCAGAAGUUCUUUCUAAUGUACGUGGGUGGUAGGCAACCGAUCCAUUUACAAGAAGAUUUUUGUGGCACUGCACUUUUAAGUUUAGAGUGGCUUCGAAGUGAUUCACGUAGGACUGCUGUGGGAUUGGAUCUUGACCUUGAGGCAUUAGUCUGGUGCAUGGAGAACAAUUUUAAUCGAACUGGGGCUGAUGUAUAUUCCAGAAUCUCUCUUUUUCAUGGAAAUGUAUUGAAUCCUUCUGAAGCCAGGCUUGUCAAUCCUGAGCCUAGGGAGGAUCUGAUUGAAAAUUUAACAUUGGAAGAUAGUAAAGAUAAUCCCAAAGCCAGUGCAUCAGAAUCCAUUGUGAAAGAGGAAUCUGCAUCUUUUAACGAUAAUGAGUACUUGAAGAGGAACAUUACAUUGGAUGCCAGAGAUAUUGUAUGUGCAUUUAACUACAGCUGUUGUUGUCUCCAUUCACGUGCAGAUCUUGUUACAUAUUUCAAGCAUGCUCGUGCUAGCUUAUCCAGAAAGGGUGGCAUAUUUGUCAUGGAUUUGUAUGGUGGUACCUCGUCAGAACAGAAGUUGAAGCUUCAAAGGAAAUUUGCUAAUUUUAAGGCAGAGUAUAUCUGGGAGCAAGCUGAAUUCGACAUAAUUGGACGUAAAACGAGGAUUAGCCUCCAUUUUGAUCUUAAGAAGCAGCAGAAGAAACUUCGCCAUGCGUUUUCAUACAGCUGGAGACUUGUCCAAAAUCUUGAGACGACCAUUGCACAUGUGAACAGGUGGUCAUUACCUGAGAUCAAAGACUGCUUGGAAGAAGCUGGAUUCAGAUCCGUCCAUUUUUGGAUCCGACAGAUGCCCGACACCGAAGAGAUUAAAAGUAUAGAGGGGUUUGGCGCAGGGAGUGAAGUGAAAUACGAGGAAGUUGAAACUUUUCAACAAAAGGAUUCUUGGAAUGCAUACAUCGUUGGUGUUUUGUAGUCUUGAGCAUCAUAAUCAACACAUUUCGUAGUCUCACUAUUUUUGGCAUUGGAUUUUAUGCAAUGUAGUUAGUAUAUCCAUAACUACAGUUCUGCCUUUCUAGAUUAAAAAGAAAAAAUGUAGUAUCACUAGUAAGGGAGACAAGCUUGUCAAAGGAGGGAUUUCAAGCUUAAUCCCAUGUUUGAUAAUGUUAUUUUAUGUUUGAUCAUUUAAAAUUUCUCCAA